ACAAAUGUUUCAUUCUCUCCUGAAGCGUCAGUAUCCAGCAAAAAGAAAAAAACCUUUGUUUGCUGCAGGGAUGGAUUUUGGAAGCAGAUGUGACCCCUGGACAUAUGAGGAUGGGAUGACCGGAAGAGGAGCAUUGCAUGGGUAAACUAAACAUAUUAAAGCUCCUGUAGAGACAUGAGGGAACAGCUGACAGGUGACAUAGAUGUUGGAGGAAAAGAUGGAGGGGAAUAAAACGCGAAGUGCGCAGCGCGGAUGUGCAGAGGAGCGCAUUUAUUAUUAUUAUUUCACUGCAGGAUGGAGGUGAAAUAACAUGCAUGUUUUACAGUCUCCGUCGCACUGAAUCAACGCGUUUUAUUUCCUGCUGUAAAACGAAGAGAGGAGCGUUUGUUUUACUGUCUGCAGCAGCCUGAUCCUGCAGGGUAUCUCGGGGAUGAUGGAAGUGAAAGAAUACUCAUGUUUUACAGUCUCCAUUACGCUCCAGCUGCAGUGACUGAUUUGAUCUCGCCAGUUGAAAAAAUCAAAAAAGGAGCGCUUGUUUUCCUGUCUUCAGCACCAGGGACAGCGACCAUGUGUGCAGAGGGGGGGGGGUUACUGAAGCCUGAGAUCUCCGGGUGGAGGGGAAAUAACAUGCAUGUUUCACAGUCUCCAUUGCACUGACUGAAAGACGACCAGAGGAGCGCUCGUUUUCGGUCUUCAGCACCGCGGACAGCCACCAUGACGCGGCUCCGCAGGAAGGCUUUAGUUUCUCUCUUCCUCUUCACCCUCUUCAUCUUCGGGGCCAUGAUGGGGCUCCGGACCCUGAAGCCCAGCGACGGCUUCUCAGACCUGGCCCCGGGGAUGGGCUUCAUCCGGGAGAGAGAGAGGGACCGGAGGCGGCUAGAUGCAGAGGAUGUGGCGGUGUCUCCGGGUCAGGUUCACGGCGGCAGUAUCAGCAGCGACACUAAGGUGGUUUUCAUUAAAUCUGACCGGGAUUACAGCAUCUUUUACGACGUGCACAUCUUCUACUACCUGUGGUACGGGGACCCGGCCACCGACAACAAGUACAUCCACUGGGACCACGUGCUGGUGCCGCACUGGGACCCUAAGAUCGCAGCCAGUCACGCCCAGGGGAGACACAUGCCUCCGGAGGACAUAGCCUCCAGUUUCUACCCGGAGCUCGGCCCCUACAGCUCCAGAGACCCCAAGGUGCUGGAGUCCCACAUGGCGCAGAUAGAGGAGGCUGCAGCAGGGGUGCUGGUUCUGUCCUGGUACCCCCCCGGCGUGGCAGACGACCACGGGGAGCCCACGGAGGAUCUGGUUCCCGCGGUGAUGGACGCCGCCCACAGGCACAGCAUCAAGGUAACUG
Molecule: messenger RNA, 1345 nt
Organism: Notothenia coriiceps (black rockcod)
Lineage: Eukaryota; Metazoa; Chordata; Actinopteri; Perciformes; Nototheniidae
Product: glycoprotein endo-alpha-1,2-mannosidase-like protein
Exons: 3
Molecular function (GO): alpha-mannosidase activity
Source: RefSeq, a predicted model, not a curated record